AAGUAUAUGAUCAGCCCUCUGAGAAACAGUUAACCAUGAAAACGCAAAGAAAAGUGGUUAAAUAACUCAAUUAAGCAGGUUUGGGGCUUGCUGAUUGCCAAAAUGUCAGCGGAUAUUCUUCGUAGGAACCCUCAGGAUGACUUUGAACUUAUCCAGAGAGUGGGAAGCGGAACAUACGGGGAUGUAUACAAGGCUAAGAGUCUGGACACAGGAUCACUUGCCGCCAUGAAAGUGAUCAAGCUGGAGCCAGGUGAUGAUUUUGCCAUCAUUCAACAAGAGAUAAUCAUGAUGAAAGACUGCAAACAUCCCAAUAUAGUAGCUUACUAUGGCAGUUAUAUCAGGAGGGAGAAAUUGUGGAUUGCAAUGGAAUAUUGUGGAGGUGGAUCCAUGCAGGAUAUCUAUCAUGUGACUGGCCCCCUGGCUGAGCCCCAGAUAGCGUUUAUAUGCAGAGAAACACUGAAGGGUCUGAAGUACCUUCACAGUCGGGGAAAGAUGCAUAGAGAUAUCAAGGGUGCUAAUAUUUUACUAACAGAUGAAGGUGAUGUCAAACUUGCUGACUUUGGUGUGUCGGCCCAGAUAACUGCAACAAUGUGUAAAAGAAAAUCUUUCAUUGGGACACCUUACUGGAUGGCCCCCGAGGUGGCUGCUGUGGAGAGGAAGGGGGGCUACAACCAGCAGUGUGACAUCUGGGCCGUGGGCAUCACUGCCAUUGAGUUUGCUGAGUUGCAGCCACCCAUGUUUGAUCUUCAUCCCAUGAGGGCGUUGUUUUUGAUGUCAAAAAGUGGCUUUAAACCUCCUCAGCUCAAAGAUAAAAACAAAUGGACCACAGUCUUUCAACAUUUUGUCAAAGUUACACUGACUAAGAAUCCAAAGAAGAGGCCCCCAGCUGAUAAGUUGUUAGAGCAUCCGUUCCUGCAGCUUGAUAUCAGUAGGCUCUUGAUAAAAGACUUGUUGGAGAAAUCACGGAACCCCACUACAAACAACCAUUAUGAGAUGUCAGAAGAUGAUGACGGGUUCCUACAGGAUGCACCACGGAGGAUAUCAUCCAAGAAAACUGCUCGCAAAGAAGCUACAAAUAGUAUCGAAUUGAAAGUGAAUUUGAAUUUUGAUUCACCCAAGGAUGAACAGUAUGACACAGCACGCCCCUGGCCCGACGAUGACCUGUCCAAAAAGACAUUACUAGAGUCAGUUGACGAGGAGUUACUACAGAGGGGUCAUCGAAGUAGUUUAGUUUAUGAAGAAGUCAACUUUGAACAAUACUAUACAAUUAAAGGGUCAACAUUGCCAGUCCAGCCACCAGCUCUUCCUCCAAAGCCCCCAAAGGCAUCAGGAGGUCACAUGGAGAAGCAUGAGCUGGAGGCAGGCAGUCCCAUUGACCAGCAGGUGGACAGUGGACCGGACAUCGAUUCCCUCAUCGACCGGAUGUUGACUCUCACCCCCAAUGCUACCAUACCCCAAGAAUUCACAGAUGAAAAACCACCGGAGCUUCCCCCCAAAACUCGCCAACACGCUAAUGGGGACCUACCCCACACAGAAAAUGGCAUGUCUCCAGUAUCAGUAGGGGCACCACCACCUGCCGUCCCCCCUCGUCGGAGGCCCAAGAAGGAUUCACAAUCAGAAUCAACAGAUACACAAUCUAGACCGGUCAGCAAUGGUCUUCCACCUACCCCCAAAGUUCAUAUGGGAGCUUGUUUCUCCAAGGUGUUCAAUGGCUGUCCGCUCCAGAUUAACUGUACAGCGAGCUGGGUGCAUCCAGUCAACAGAGAUCAGUACAUUUUGAUAGGUGCCAAUGAAGGUUUAUAUACACUUAAUCUCAAUGAGAUUCAUGAAUCAACACUUGAAUUGCUACAAGCAAGACGAUGUGUAUGGCUGUAUGUGAUAAAAGAUGUCCUCAUGUCUAUAUCAGGGAGAACGCCCCACCUGUACAGGCAUGACUUGAUGAUGCUCCAUAGUAAACAAACAAGUAGAUUUUCACUGAAUAUGACGAAAAUUCCAAAAAUUCCCAGAAAAUUGCAGCCCACGGUAAAAGUGCCAGACACGAGGGGAUGUAUGCGAUGCUGUGUGGGGCGCAAUCCAUACAACGGCUACCGCUACCUGUGCGGGGCACUGCCAACAGGGGUGCACCUGAUGCAGUGGUAUGAGCCUCUCAACAAGUUCAUGUUGCUGAAGACAUUUGACAUAGAACAGAUGCCUCCACGGUUGGAUGUGUUUGAGAUGUUCAUCAGUCCAGAACUGGAGUACCCCAUGGUCUGCUUUGGUGUGAGGAAAGGAACUGACAGGAAUCAUGUGAAAUUUGAUGUGAUAAAUCUCAACUCUGCAUCCAGCUGGUUCACUGAUCUGGACUUUACAGGAGAGUUGUUACCAGUGGUUAAUGUGACACAAAUGGAGAAAGACACAGUGUUGGUAUGUUAUGACAAGUAUGUGAGAGCUGUGAACAUGACUGGGAAGCUGAGGUCCAGUAAACGUCAGCAGUCAGAGCUCCACUUCGACUUCCCAGUAGAGUCUGUCGUGUGUCUACAAGACAGUGUACUGGCCUUCCACAAACAUGGCAUGCAAGGACGUAGCUUCAAAGCCAAUGAGGUAACGCAGGAGAUAUGUGAUCGAUCAAGGACGUUUAGGCUGCUAGGAUCUGACAGGGUGAUCCUUCUGGAGAGCAGGGCCACAGACGUCCCAAGUGAAAAUUCCAAUCUGUAUGUUCUGGCUGGCCAUGAGAACACAUACUGAAUAGGUCAGCACGACAUGAACGCCAUCAUGUCCACCUGGCUAUGUCCAGUUGACUGGCUAGUCUUUCAUGUUCUGCCAGCAAGCCUCUGUUGAAACUAGCACAGCCUGCAGACACUGGGCAGAGUGACCAUCAGAUAAGUAAAACUGCCUGGUUCCACCUACAAGCUCUUCCACCUAUGCCACAGCCACUAGCAAUGAGGAAAUGUGUCUGCUAAACUGAUUGUGUGAGAAGCCGUUUUUGAAAUAUGUACUCAUUAUCACAUUUAUGGCACAUUGUUCAGGUUUUAUUAUGUUCACUUUUCACAUUUUCAUGGAUUGUUGCUGAAUAAAAUGUUUAAAAAAUAUACAGCCAUUGCAGUUGACACCUUGUUGUCAAGUUGAAAGUGGUCAAAGAACCGGAUGACAAGAUGAGGGUAUGCCAUGUGUUGAGGAAUCUGUGACACAGUUUUCAGGAUUUGGAGACAAGACUUCUCCCAGUCUGGAGGAUAAUAGGACACGCUGUUUCCAUCCUCUGGUUCAGUCAGUCUUUGUGAUGGACACACCAAUUCAUAGAUUUAUUGUGUGCUGAAAUGCUUUUCCAAGUAUGCUCAAAACUGUUUUGAUUAUUUGUACAAUCAUAUUCAAAGGUCACGAUGAGCGGUGUAUGUAUGUGAGAUGUGUUGAGAAUCUGUAGACUUCACCCAGGUGCUUCUGUAGGCAAACCAGGGCUUUCCACAAAGAAAUCGUUGAGUCUGUGUUAGUGUAGGGGGUCUACGACAAUUGGCUUUGUGAAAUGAAGCAGCAGGCCUCAUCUACAAAGUGUUCAAAGUGUUACGACUAUUGUGACUCUGUUACAACAUAGUCUUACGACUGUCACCGUGCAAUGAAGACUUUGUACAUAAGACCCUGAACUGCUUCAGGUCAGCUUACAGGUCAGCUUACAGGUCAGCUAAGUAGCUUUUUUACCUCUGUUGUGAGAAUGUUCGAGUGGAUUCUCAGCUAAUCUACACUCACACCCUUUUGUAUUGAAAGGAUAGUGUACAAGGUUCUCAGACCAUGUAAUGCAUGCGUUAAGUUGGCAGUAUAAAUGAAUAUUGCAUUAAAAAAUUAGAGACAUGUAGCUGGUGUAAUAGAUGUAUAUAAAAACACAAAAUGUGUUUAAUAUUUGGUGAAAAAUAUAACAUACAGAUAUAAUCUGUAAUUUUGAAGUUAUUUAAAAAUGGAUUUUAUGCAUUAAUGGGAGUUUCAGGAUUCCAAGAAAUGUAUCAGCGUUUGUGAUACUUGUCAAGGAAAUGCUAUGUGUUAAAUUAGGAAUAUAUAACCCAAAACCAGGUGAUUCAAGGUGCUCAGGUGAUACACUGUGUUCUAAAAGACCUAUGUACUUAUCAAUAUACCCAGAUAUUGUCUUUAGGCAGAAAGACCCAGCUUCCAGUAAUGACCUUGAUGCUUAAGUAACCUUUAACUUUGACUUGUAAUUACUCAUGAAAAAGGUCAGCCAUGCUUGAUAAAAUAUAUUUGCCAUUAUUCAAGUUAAUUAAUAGCUAACUGGAAGCUAACACUAGAUGCCUUGUAAUGGAUUUACUGUGUUGAUAGUCCAUGGUGAUGACGUCACAGAAUGACUAAUUUACCGUUUUUUCAUAUUUAGUUCUGUACAGUUGGCACUGCUAAUUAUGUAAAUAUGUAAACAGUUAUUGUAUAGUUCCAUGUACUUGUGUGCUUCAGGAUGUUCUGUGGUUCCUGUUUUAAUAUUGAUGGAUGAGAGUGCGAGAGGGGUUAUUAUUUUACUUUUUGUAAACUUAUUGAACACCAUGCAUUUUUCAUGUUCAGUCACCCACAAUAAAAAGAUUUGUAAAUAUAUUUGUGUUUAACCUAGUAAAUUAAUAUUCUUUUUAGUUUCCAUUGUUUUAUUAUAUUUGAAUGUUAAAUUGUAUAGUUAUUUAAUAUGAGCAUUAAUUUUUCAUGAAAAAAUACAACUGAAGCAUCUUUCAAACUUUCUGGACUAAAAUGCAUCAGCGAUGAUGCUACUGUCCGAAAGUUGAAUGUUCAGCCAAUGUAGCGGAUACUUGUUGCAGUGGACGUAUUUCUCCAUCUACUCUGUUUCCAUGCUUGUCAACUGUAACCUUCAGUCUAAGUAAACUUAGGCUCAGUGUUAUUCGUUACACUGCUAUACUGAGUCUAACAAACCCUAGUAGAAGGCCGCGUCAGCUAACCUUGGAGCGAUCUGUGACCGUCCAAUCAUAUGCGAGACAGUCGAACGGAUUUCACCAAUCAGACAACGACUACUUGUUAGGUUUCGGCGGGACUUACAAAACGAUUUUUUUAUUUUCUCUUCCCUGGUCGCUGAAACUGAUCCAUGAACAAAUGAAAAUCCGCAAUUAACACAGAUAUUUGACGUGGUUACUAUUAGCUUAUAUUUCCGCAAGAUGACAUCCUUGUAUAUGAGAAAUCACUAUUUUCAGCGAUUGUUUACUCAUUGCGUCCUCCAUGUGUAUCACUUGGAAGCGAUCGUGUGGAAAAUAGCAUUCGGAAUCAUUCGAGUUUUUGAGGUAACGGUUCAAAAGCUAUGUGCGAAUUUCAACUUUCGCGAUUUGGUAAGCUGUGACCUGAUUGGUCAGUCCAAAAGGUUAGCUGACGCGGCCUUCUACUAGGGUUUGUUAGACUCAGUAUAGCAGUGUAACGAAUAAUUCUGAGCCUAAGUUUACGUAGACUGGUGUAAGCUUGUACUUUUGUCUCCUCUCUACUUAUUACAACAGCAUUAACAAAUUACAAAAAUACGCACAGUCAACAGCAUAUUUUUCUGUGGCAAAGUAAUAUGUUUUUCAUUUAGUGACAUGAUUUGUAAAUAACAUACAUCUGAGAAACUGAAUAUUCCAAAUGUUCUCCUUCAAUCAAUAGUUUAACUAAAAACAUUGAUGGUUAUUCUAAAAGGCUGCUUGAAGGCCAGUAAACAAUUGUGCAAUAUUGCCCACCACAAUAUUCCAUGUGAAACUGAAAGUCCCUCUAGAGAAAGGUGUACAUAAUAUAUACGAUGUAUCAUGAACUGUACAAGCACAUUCGUACAUGAUUUACUCUGUAUGAAUUAGCUUUUGAAUAUAGAUGUUGAUGCCUUUGAUCAGUAUUUGUCUUCUGUAAUGAAUUUCUGUAUGGCUUCCAUGAGUUCAAGUGAAACAUUAUUUUGAAGUGUUUGAAAGUUGUGUCCUUGUUGUCAUGGAGAUGCUUUGUAAACAGUGGAGCCACACUGUAAGAUUGUGUCUGAUAUAACUCAUGCUACACCAGAUUGAAGAAGUCUUUCGAACUCUUUCGAACUAUCCUUAUAAUGUUGAUCUUGUUUGAAAGUCUCUUGAUGUCAGAAAAUAGUCAAUAUGAGUCUCACAACAGGUUUCACGUCAGUUCCUUUUUUACAACAUUGAUUGCCCUCGAAAAUGUCACAAGGAUAUUUUGCAAUUUUUAUACUUGUAAACCUUUUCUUUAAAGAAAAUUUCUCCAUUGAAAUUAAUGUAGAGCAGUUCUGAUGUCAUCGCUAUGCCAACCAGGUGUUACAGUGCCUCAGAAUAAGCCCUGUGUUAUGAUGAUAUUUUGUCCAGAUGGCGCCGAUGUUAAGUUCUGGCUCUUUUCCCCUUAGUAUUUGUACCUUACCAUGUUCUUAGAAUUAAGAUUUAAGUGCAUAUUUUCCCAAAGGCAACCAAUUAGAGACAAUCACCUUACCUCAUUACAAUAUCCUGCCUUUGACAUUAGUUCCUUGUUGACAGUCAGAUGCAGUAGUUGUCUUGUGUGAUCAGUUCAGAGCUAUACUGCUCCAAAGAAGUUAAGCACCUGUUUUUUCUCUCAUGAGGUUCUAUUUAUUCUGUCAUGACAUGACAGAUUAAGUGCUGUCAAGAGAAAGAAUUGUGUGUCCUUCAACUUCUUGUGAGUGGAAAAUAUUCAGUGUUAGGUCUCAGAGUAAAUUAUUUCCAAGUUUAACUGGGAACAAAUUCAUUCGUCAUCAUACACACUUAUUUUGGGGAUAUUGUUUUCAAAACCGAAAACCAUUAUGUGAAGUUUGUGAAAUAUUUACGAAAGUAUGCUUCAUGUGGCUUUACACCAAUGUGUUUGUACAUCUCCAAGUCACAGCAUGCAUCCAUAGUGCUCCUCUGACUGCUUAAAUAAAUGUCUAUUUUUCAUAAUAACUUUAAAACAUAGCUAUUUUUAUGUUUGUAGUUUGUAAAUAAGAUUCCCUGUUUCAAUCAGAUUUUUCUAAUAUUUUUCAUUAUGGCACUGUAGAAUAUGUACCCAGUCUCUGGAUGGUAUUGUGGUAAUCUUGUAUCGGGAAGUAUGUAGACGAAGAUCGAAAAAAGGAAGCAUUGGACUAAUAAACUUUCAGUGGUCUUUAAAUCAAUUUUCAAAUUUUGACUGUUCAAUCAGAAAUGAUUGAUGCAAGCUUAAAUUCUUCUUUUCAAAAUUGUCGUCCAUCUUUAUUUGGCCAAAUUAAAGCCUAAAAUUGUUGUAGGGAGGAUAUGAACUGCUCUGUGUUCUAUCCCAUUGAUAACUUACAAUCAUGUUCACCACAUAAGAGUUGUGAAUGAUACCGAGGGUACAAUAUCUUCAUUACACCAGCAGAACUAACACUGUUAAGAUAUCAACAUUCGAAGAGAAUUUUUCUUUUGAGAACAAUUGUUUUUUUUCUGGGUAUUUUUCCCUUCCCCCCAGCUAGAACUUUCCAUGAAAGAAAUGAAUCUGGUCAGAUUGUGUGUUCUGCGGAAAUGAGUAGAUGGCCCUUCAGUAAGCGGCGCUUCUAGUCAGGUUGUCAAUGCUGCUACUGCUGUCAAAAGUUCCCCUGAUAGUAUAGUUCAUAUACCUGUAGUUGUAUAUAUUCUGUAUAGGAAGUCCUAUACCACAAUGUAUAAUGGCACUGUGCAACAGGUUUGUGCAAAAUAUGCUUUAUAACUGUAGAGUGUUAAAAGGAACAGCUCUGAAAAUGUUCCUAACUGAUUAUGAUUUUUUCUUUGAUUUGCAGCAAGUAGAGGGCUGUAUAAAUAGGCUCCAUAUUGAUCAUCUCUCCUGAAAUUGCUGACUUGGCUGUUUAUUACUGAUUGCCAAGCAUGUACACAAAUGCUUGGUAUUUCACAACACUGUGCCAUACUUUUUCAACAUAAGUGAAUUCAUGUAAGUUUGUUGCUAAUUUGGGUUGCAGACUGGGUACAGCCUGUAACAUACUGCCUGUAAAGUUACAGUAAUGCUGUUACACUAAUGACAUUUUCUGAUAUUGACACACAUGUUCCACCUUCCGUGUUUCAAGGUACUUCAUAUUGAACUUGAACUUACCAACAUCUAUAUAACAUUAUGUUAUGCUUAAUCAUAGAUCUUCAGAAUAUAUCUUCACAAGUAUAUAAUUGUUGUUUCUUUUAAUUUUAUUUUAACAUUAAUAUCUACCAAAUUGUUAAAUUUACUUCAAGUGACAAUUUGAUCCAUAUAUUUUGCUGUAGUUACAAUGUUAAGCGUAUAUCAUGAAAUACAUAUAGGCUAUAAAAAAAGUCAGUGUAUAGCAUUUCUGUAAAUACACGCAGAGACAUUAUCAGCUAUACAUUUCAACUUUGUCAUAUCUAAGAUCCUAUCCGAUUUUUGCUGUCAAUGGGAUGACUAGUGUACCUUGGAGAUGCCCUACUGUCUAAUGCUGUUGAUAGGUAUGAUAGCAGUCUUGUUAAUAAUGAAACUUUGGUAGAAGACUUAAAUUAUUCCCUCAUCAUGUUUGAAACAAGGAAGCAGUAUGAUUGCUGACCAUGAAGCUUCCAUUUACCCAUUGCGAAGGAGAGCAUUGCUCUGUUCGAGUUUCAAUCCUUUCCUUUAUGUUCUUAUUGUAGAUAUUUUGUUGUAUUUUACCAUGUUUACUUAAUGUGAUACUAGCAUAAGCUUUUGACUUCGAUAUGCAUGUCACAGUUAUAUAUGUCAGUCACUUUUCUCUUGUAUAUUUCCUUAUUUCCUUUAUUUAUGAUUCUUCUGGUUAUUACUGAGGUUUGUUUUUAAGGUGACAAUGACACAUUCCUUUUGGAAACACACGUCAGUCUAGCUAUGAUACUGUACUCCACUGGAACAUUUAGAUGAAAGCCAAAAUAACACUUUUGAAAAAUGUGGUUUAAUUCUUAAUUUUGUUCUGAUUUGUGAAAUUGCAGAAGGACUUGUGUUUUGUUUGUAAAUAUUAGCAAAGAAAGAUACAGAUUCAUACCCAAAUUUUCUCAAAUAAAAUACAGGAUCAUUUCUGAAUGUUGGUUCCAGUCUUCAACUAUUUACAGACCGUCACCAUAUAGCUGGAAUAUUGCUGAGUGUGGUGUAAAACAACAAAAAAGUCUUGGUCAGAAGGUCUUAUUUUGCAGGUAUAUCAUACAAGUAUAUAUCAUAGCCAUGUUGACUAUAAUGUCCAACACUGAGUUGGUGUAUCCACUGUCAAUGCCUAAUCUUGUAUUCAGUUAUGUGUGCAGUUUAAUGGUGGAAAUAAAAGUUUCACAGAUAUUCCAGAAAUUAAUGUUGCUCGUCCAAACUUGAAUUAUCAUUGCGCUUAAUGGUUUUGAAGUAACAGUAAAUGAAAGCACUGAUUUUCCAGAGCUAAUGCAGAAUGUUUUAUGACAAUCGCUGAGUCAAAACGAAGUGUUGUUGUAAUCCAAUACCAGAUUCUCUGAGAACUGCUAAUGAUUCUCCGACCUGUCUUUCCUCGAUCAACAGUUAUUGGGGGAACAUCAUAAUUGUUUUUACAGGAGUAAUGAUUUAGAACUUAUGUUCUGGUAAUGACUAUUUCAUGGGUUGUGUACUGUUAAACUGUUGGCAUUUUGUUGCUUGUGUUAAUCAGUGGAUGCUAUAGAAGUAGUGACUGGGGAUCUUUGACAAUAGAAUCAAGUUGAGUAACAGUUCCUUCAAUAUGGCUAGUUAACACUUAAAAACUUAGUAUGUUCUGUGUUCAACAUACUGUGAUCAUGCCCAUAAUCGAUAUGAAAUGAGACUGAUGUGAUUUUGAAAAUGAAUGUUUUCACGAUUAUAUUUUACAUGAGGAAGAAAAAGACCUCAUUUUUUAUCCUUCUCAGAUACUUGAUUAUUGAAGGGUUUUGGAAACUGUUACAGAAAUGACAGGUUGUUUUGUGUGUAUACUUAAUACUUUGUUGAACAAUUUCUGAAAGGCCCCAGUCACCCAGGAGGCACAAAGCAUCUACAGCCAGGAUGUGAUUCUGUAUAUUGAGUAAUGUGAUGCUCCAUUGCUCUAUAAAUGCAUGUAUUAGUAACUUUAUGAAUAAAGAAUUGUAUAAUUGCA
This is a messenger RNA of Haliotis rubra (blacklip abalone), 9976 nucleotides long. Its product is annotated as mitogen-activated protein kinase kinase kinase kinase 5-like. The record is from RefSeq and is a predicted model, not a curated record. Gene Ontology annotation, biological process: protein phosphorylation. Lineage: Eukaryota; Metazoa; Mollusca; Gastropoda; Lepetellida; Haliotidae. Gene Ontology annotation, molecular function: ATP binding; MAP kinase kinase kinase kinase activity.